CGCGGACACUUAUUGCUUAUAUUAUCUUAUCCAGGAGAGGGAAGAGAAGCAGAAACAGCUAGAAGCAGCGCAAAAAGAGCUUGAAAACGAGCAAGAGGAUGAAUCCAACCUGUUCCUAAAGAACAUCGAGAGUGUACAGCGCAGGCCCAAGCAGGACAGCCCGAAAAGCGAGAGCGUCGACAAAAGACAGGUGGUGAACUUAGCGGUCAGCCAGAAGCCGCCCGCCAAGAACUUGCUAGACGAAGACAAAGAGGAGUUGGUCGGCAAGAUGUUCGCCGGCUUGCUACACGCUGAUCGUCUGCAACAGGCGCUGGCUGUUAGGAAGGGACGGACGCUGGUCUGCCGUUUCCUAUCGCGCGUGCCCGCGACGCACGCGCGCCUGCGCUCCCUAUGGGCACGCGUUUUGCGCGCGUUGCCUUCAGUUGCACGACGCGCUGACAACGCGUUGCAGCCGCUACAGCCACAUUAUGCCAGUUACAUGCAAGCGUCCACAGGCUGGGCGCCGGUUUUGGAAUCGUGUGCUCUGUUAGCAGAAGCAUUGGAACCCGCUAGGACACCAUACUCGCUCACUUCUUCGUUCACUCUAAGCUGCAUAUGCUCACUAAUAGAACGCGCGUCUACCCUCGUUAACACGCCCGAUGCAACCGCCAACGAGCGCCAAUGGUCAAAAUUCCUCAAAACUGUGGCCAGAGCGCUCAAAAAUACCAGUUUGACCGUCGCCAGGCCGGUCAAACCUUUGCCAGAGGUCAAACUAAUGUACCAUCUGAAGCAACUAGAAUCCAGGACGACGAUUGAGAUCCUGCAAAGAGGUAAAAGCGCGGAAUUUGUAGAUGUGACCAAAAUCGAUGUUCAAGAGCAGUUGGUCAAACAUUUGUGUUGAUUGCGUGUUGGUGGCCAGUGUUGGCCGAGCGACGUUUGUUGGUCAGGUAAAUUGUUGACCAAUAUUUGGAUGUUGGUCAAACUUUUGGUCAAAGUUUGCUAAAAUGUUGACGGUGAAAGUAGCCGUUUAUAUGAACCUAUCAAAGUCAAGGAUUGUCACAAAUAAAAAUUCUUGGCCAUACGGGACGAGAUAUUUGAAUAAAUGCAAAGUUUGACCAAUACUGGAUAAGUGUUGGUCAAUUUUGGACAAAAGUUGUUAUUGUGGGAUAAAUAUGAAGCGAAAUUGGACUCGGUAACCGAAACGCGAAGAUUUUAAAUUGUAUGACAAGAUUCUCGUCCAAGCUUUGCGCCAAUGUUUAUCCAAAAGUAAUGAAUUACCUCAAAAAUGUGUCGAUGUAUUGUAUGUUUUAUAUUAUUGGGUGUAUUUUCUAAAAAUAAUUGUUGUUUAUAUAGAGAGACAUAUUUUUGCCCACAGACGUCGUAAUUUCAAUUUAAUUUAAAGUACGUAAUUGUUGCAUUUUUUCUUGUUUUCAUAGAGCCAACAUUCGUUGUAACCUUUAGGGUGAGUACAGACUAAAGCAUUUUCUUGUAACAAAACAACGAACCGCUCUAUGA
Molecule: messenger RNA, 1494 nt
Organism: Ostrinia furnacalis (Asian corn borer)
Lineage: Eukaryota; Metazoa; Arthropoda; Insecta; Lepidoptera; Crambidae
Exons: 5
Source: RefSeq, a predicted model, not a curated record